Messenger RNA from Candida dubliniensis CD36, 291 nucleotides. RefSeq lists its product as uncharacterized. The record is from RefSeq and is a predicted model, not a curated record. Lineage: Eukaryota; Fungi; Ascomycota; Pichiomycetes; Serinales; Debaryomycetaceae. The transcript has a single exon. Bases 1 to 291 code for a protein of 96 amino acids.
AUGUUCUCAAUAAUACCAAUAAUGAUAUUUUAUCUUUUACUCGGUGUGCAACCACUAUUCAUACCCAUAACAACAACGAUUGAGGCAGACAAUAUAAAUUCAAUAGCAAUACUGAGUAAUCCGCAAUUACUAUUAAAUGAAAAUGAAAAUUAUAUCAAAAUAACCAAGUCUACUGAUUUGAACCAAUUGUUUAAGAAAUACCCGCAAGGUGAGAUUGUCAAUGAUUUUAACGACGACGCCAGGAUUUUCAUAUUUGACAUUGCUAAUCUUGUAGAAGAUUUACUCCAAUAG